UUCGCCCAGAUCUCCGACCCCACCGUGGGCGUGGAUUUCUUCUCCAGGCUGGUGGAGAUCGAGCCUGGCAAGAGGAUCAAGCUGCAGAUCUGGGACACGGCCGGGCAGGAGCGGUUCCGGUCCAUCACCAGAGCCUACUACAGGAACUCGGUUGGAGGACUACUCCUCUUUGACAUUACAAACCGCAGGUCUUUCCAGAACGUCCACGAGUGGCUGGAGGAGACAAAGGUGCACGUCCAGCCAUACCAGAUUGUCUUUGUUCUGGUAGGUCACAAGUGUGACCUUGACACACAGCGGCAAGUGACCAGGCACGAGGCGGAGAAACUGGCUGCUGCCUAUGGUAUGAAGUACAUUGAGACCUCGGCUCGGGAUGCCAUUAAUGUGGAGAAGGCCUUCACUGAUCUGACUCGUGAUAUAUAUGAGCUGGUGAAAAGGGGGGACAUUUCAAUCCAGGAGGGAUGGGAAGGGGUAAAGAGUGGGUUUGUCCCAAACGUAGUGCACUCUUCAGAAGAAGUGGUGAAAUCAGAUAGACGGUGCUUGUGCUGAGCUUCUCUAGAGAGGCGAGUGGUGAUGAACUCUACUAACCAAACAUACUUUACUAAGUGAACUCAGUGUGACAGAAGGGAGAGCAACACUCCCCUUGUGAACAGCCUUCCACAUUGUUUUGGACACCAGGACAGACCCUGGAAAGAGAUAUUCUUUUCCAAAUAACCUUUCAGAACUGGGGGAUACAAACCCGAAGGAGAGUGAGUGAGGGUGCAUGUGGACGUUGUAAGGAGAUGAGAAGCAGAAAUGAGGGGCUGUACAACACAGAAAAGAGUAUACACAGCUGAAUGGGCUGGUAAAUGCCAGGCUACUGUACAUGUUCUCUUUUAAGUAAACCCAUAGCUCCCUGCUGGCUUUUGGAGCCACAAAAUGGAUACUCAGUUGUAUGAAAAACAGGCAGACAGAGAAAACAGGAGGACAUCUUGGUUUGUGUCAGCUAUUUCUUUCCAGGACAGUCUAAAGGCAGCAUAGAUACCAUUUCCUCAUAAGGUCAGUUUCACAAGAGAAGUUUACCGACAUGGUAUGCACACUUCCGAGUUUUCUUUCUUAUGUUCUUGAAUGUAGUUCGAUAGCAAAGAAUAUUUUGUGGGAUUUAAAGAGGAAAACAGUAGUUAUUUAACUGGUAAUUAAAAUUUAAAUUAUUCAUCCCUUAACAGUGUUUUUCUUGCUGUGCUGAACCAAGACUCUGAGUGGCAGCUCUUGCUGUAGUAGGGAUUAUUCAAUGCAAUUUUUACUCAUUUACUGCCUGGGUGAGUACCCUGGAAGUACCCUAAGUCCAGGGCUUUUCAGUAGAAUUAAGUGAUGAAGAGCAUAAAGAGAGAACCAUGUCCUCAGGUGUUAUGUCUUAACACUGGGGUGUUGCAGCCAAGUGGGACACACCAUUUCUGUUUCAGUAACAGCACUGUGCUGACAUUACCAGCCAGGUCACAAGGAGGAAUGGAAAGGAGGAAGAGAAAAAAGAAACCAAACGAAAUAAAAACUUGAAAAGGUUAACUCAGGUGCAUCAGACAUCCUAAAAGUUGAGAUUUGCUCUUAAAGAAGUUAAAUAGCAUAGAAAGCAACAGCUUCCAUCAGUACUUUCUGCUGUUAAAGUGUCGUUUUCUGUCUUGGCCUCUGUGGAAGAGAACUGGCACUGGGAAGGUAGAACACACAGCAGGAGUGUCUGAGCGGGUGGAAAGCUUCAAGACACACUCAAGAGUAAAAUUUGUUUUCCUCCAUGUUUUAGUUUGACAAAAGAGGAUCCAUCUCAGAUUUGCCAUCUCAGACAGCCAUGUCACAAAAACUGUAUGUAGGUGGAUGUUUUCUGGGAAUGCCAUUCACCACUUAAAAGCUUUGCUUCUGCCAAAUUUUAACCCAAGCUUUUGAAGUGCAGUGGGGUGACUGUGCUCCUGUAGCAAAUUAGGGAAGUUCAGCCUAUUGAAAGUGAACAAACAAAAUGAUAGUGACUUUUUUACUUGUGUUUGAAAGCUUUAUACACCAAACUGCAGUAGGAAGAAGGGAGGCUUUAGGUAAAAGCCACAGGAAGCAUCUAGUGUUUAUUUUAGACCUGUGAGUAGAGAAAAAUAAAAUUGUUCCAGCUUUUUAAUCUGUCCCAUCUACAGAAAUACAGAUCUUGAUGCUAUUGAGUUCAGACUGUUUCACCUUCUGAACCUGUUUGCAGUUUGCAGCAGCACAUGGGUAGGUCUGUUUUAAGAGAAAACCUGUGGUUGCCAUAUUGAAACUGUAAAAAAACCCCAAACCUCCAGCAAACCUAACCUAACAACCCCAAACCCUGAACACUUUUGUUUCUUGGUGUUCUAGGAACAAUUUCACUUCUUGAUGUUGGCAGGGGAGCAGCAGCGCUGUACCUGCUGGGAGGGCAUAGGGAGCAAAUGCCACCAAGGGGGGUGGCAGUGACCUGGUGCUUCUUGGUGAGCUUAAAUAGGCUUGAAUGUAUCCAACACCUCAUGCUAAAGGCCAGUGAAUGCCAGGCACUUGGGGUUGCGUUGAGUGCCCUGAAA
Cyanistes caeruleus (blue tit) is the source of this 2546-nucleotide messenger RNA. It is a transcript of the gene RAB39B, whose product is annotated as RAB39B, member RAS oncogene family. Gene Ontology annotation, biological process: Rab protein signal transduction. Gene Ontology annotation, molecular function: GTPase activity; GTP binding. Lineage: Eukaryota; Metazoa; Chordata; Aves; Passeriformes; Paridae. The record is from RefSeq and is a predicted model, not a curated record.